Molecule: messenger RNA, 2809 nt
Organism: Lineus longissimus
Lineage: Eukaryota; Metazoa; Nemertea; Pilidiophora; Heteronemertea; Lineidae
Product: splicing factor 3A subunit 1-like
Exons: 13
Coding region: 74-2386 (770 amino acids)
Biological process (GO): regulation of alternative mRNA splicing, via spliceosome; mRNA cis splicing, via spliceosome
Cellular component (GO): U2 snRNP; catalytic step 2 spliceosome; U2-type prespliceosome
Molecular function (GO): RNA binding; protein binding
Source: RefSeq, a predicted model, not a curated record
AGGUUUAUUAACAGAAAAAAUCGGCCAUGUUCCGGAAACGUUUCUGAAUUUGAUAAGAAAUAAAACAUAAAACAUGCCUGAACUAAUACCUCCCACACAGAUCGAGCCGCAGGAGGAGGCGCCACAAAAAGCACCAACUAUUGGCAUUAUAUAUCCGCCUCCAGAAGUCAGAAAUAUUGUGGACAAGACUGCAAGUUUUGUGGCAAGGAAUGGGCCUGAAUUUGAAACUCGAAUCCGUCAAAAUGAGAUCAACAAUCCGAAGUUCAACUUCUUGAACCCGAAUGACCCUUAUAAUGCAUACUACCAGCAUAAAGUAAAAGAGUUCAAAGAAGGGAGAGGUCAGGAGCCAUCAGCUUUAAAGCUUGGAAGCCUUCUUGGACCAGGAGCAGUACUGAAGACACUGGAUCAGCAGAUUAAAGUUCCAGAACCUGUAGUACCAACAGAACCACCACCAGAGUAUGAGUUUGUGGCAGACCCUCCUUCAAUCUCCGCCUUUGACCUGGAUGUGGUCAAGCUUACAGCGCAGUUUGUGGCUCGCAAUGGCCGACAGUUUCUUACCAACUUGAUGAAUCGUGAGCAGCGGAACUACCAGUUCGAUUUCUUACGUCCACAACACAGUUUGUUCACUUACUUCACAAAGUUGGUGGAACAGUACACGAAGAUCCUUAUUCCGCCAAAAGAUCUUCUUGCCAAGUGCAAAGGCGAGGCAGAAAAUCCCAAAGAGGUUCUUGAUCAGGUUCGAUACCGCAUGGAAUGGGCAAAGUUCCAGGAGAGGGAACGUCGUAAGGAAGAAGAGGCCUUGGAACGAGAGCGUGUUGCAUAUGCCCAAGUCGAUUGGCAUGAUUUUGUUGUUGUGGAGACGGUCGAUUUCCAAGCUAAUGAGCAGGGUAAUCUGCCACCACCAACAACACCUGAGGAAGUGGGUGCCAGAAUGAUCGCACAGGAGCGUUAUGAAGAUGGUGAUGUUGAAAUGGAUGUUGAAUCAGAAGAUGACGACGAUGAUGGCAGCGAUGCGGAGAGCAUCGAUGAAGAAGCCACAACAGACGAGGAGUUGGGCAAGAAGGAGGAGAGCUCUUCAGAAGAGGAGGAUGACGAAUCUGUACCACCUCCACCACCCAGCGUCCCGCCACCACCUCCUGAUGCUCCUAAACCGCCGCCACCACCUAGUGACAGGCCGCAGCUCCCACCAUUACCGCCAGCUCCUGGUGACGUUAUCAUUAGGAAGGACUACGAUCCUAAAGCGCCAAAGAAUGUGCACAUGAGCCAGGAUCAGUUCCUUGUCUCGCCCAUCACUGGAGAGAAGAUCCCUGCAGACAAGGUCCAGGAGCACGUCAGAAUCGGCUUGUUGGAUCGUAAAUGGAUGGAGCAGAGAGACCGCCAGCUCGCCGACAAGCAGGAACAUGAAGAAGUCAUUGCACCUGGUAUCUCUAUUGGCAGUAACUUGAAGAGGCUCUCAGAGCGACGUACCGAUAUCUUUGGUGUUGGAGCAGAGGAGACGCAAAUUGGUAAAAAGAUCGGUGAGGAAGACAAGAGGGUGAAGGAGAAGGUGACCUGGGAUGGUCACACAGCCUCGAUGGAGAAAGUCUCGCAGAAGGCCCGUGAGAAUAUCUCGAUUAAGGAGCAGAUUGCUUUGAUUCACAAGGUUCAAGGAUUAGUUCACGACGACACAAAAGAAAAGAUUGGCCCUGCUCUGCCCAAGAAUCCACCAUCGACAUCACACACGCUGCCCAAGCCGCAGCCCCCUCCCCCUGCUGUCUCGGUACCUAAGCCUGCACCUCCGCCGCAACAAGUGCAGAUGCAACCCAAGUCAAUGCCGAAACCGAUGCAGAUGCAAAUGAGGCAGCCGAUGGGACGUCCGAUGGGUGGGCCUGUGAUGGUGAUGCCACCUGGACCGCCUGGUUUGGGACCUCCAGGCAUGAGGCCACCUCCUCUGAUGGGACUACAGCCGCCAAUGGGUAUGCCUCAUAUGGGUGGGCCCCCGAUGGGGGGUUUCAUGGGGCCCCCAAUGGGCCAUCCGAUGCCUCCACAAAUGGAGGAAGAGCCUCCAUCCAAGAGGAUGAAAACAGAGGAGAGCUUGGUCCCAGAAGAAGAGUUCUUGAGGAGAAACAGGGGUCCAGUCACAUUCAAAGUUGCUGUGCCUAGCAUGCCGGACAAGGGAGAGUACAAACUCAGUGGACAGAUGCUUAUGUUCACCUUGCCUCUUACAGACAGCGUGGCCGUCAUCAAGGCUAAGCUUAACGAGGAGGUUGGCAUGCCAGCUGGCAAGCAGAAACUGCAAUAUGAUGGCCUGUUCAUCAAAGAUUCAAACACACUGGCCUACUAUAACUUUGUGCACGGAGCGACGGUUGUUCUUCAGCUGAAGGAAAGAGGAGGAAGGAAAAAGUAAAUUUCCGUUUCUGCGGCGUGAAGGAAAAAAAUGAAAAUCAUGUGGUGGACAUUGUGUUGCAUUUAGAUUUACGUCUGUCUUAAUAUUUUUGAAUAUGAAAUCUCUGCGUACGUUGAUAUUAUCUAGCAUAUGUUGUAAGGUCCUGUAAGACCCAUCACUGGUACAUUGAUUAAAAUCGCCGCACUGGCUAUGAAUGUUUGCUGCAACUUAUCAUAAUCUGUUGCUUUGGUUCAAUUUGUCUGGCUCUCACCUUCAUUAUCAUGCUAUAACAUCAUAUGUUGCUUAUAAAGUUAUAAUUGCCACAUAAUGUCAGUGUCUCAUAGGAGGUCAUAAACAUUGCAGGUGUCCUAAGUACUGAACAUGAGCACAAUGCUGUAUGAUUAAUUAUGAAAAGAAUAAAGCCACUCUGGACCUCAUCAUCAA